AUGCCAACAGUUAAAGAUAGAGUUCAGGCAUUGAAGCCACAUGAGAGGUUUGUCUCUUUUGAAUUUUUUCCACCGAAAACUGAUACUGGGUUUCGUAAUUUGUUAGCUAGAUUGAAUCGUAUGCUGGCAUUAAAUCCAUUAUUCAUCACUGUUACCUGGGGAGCAGGUGGAUCUACCAGCGAAAAGUCGCUAGACUUGGCAGCCACAUGUCAAAAAGAGAUAGGAUUAACAACUGUGUUACAUUUGACAUGCACCAAUACAAAUAAGGAGAUCAUUGACAAUGCGUUGGAAAAGGCCAAAGAGCAGGGCAUAAGGAACAUUCUUGCUUUGAGAGGUGAUCCUCCUAGAACGGAGGAAUAUUGGAUUCCAGACUGUGAUUUUAACAACGCAGUGGAUUUAGUCAAGUACAUUAAACAGCAAUAUGGAGACUACUUCUGUAUUGGUGUUGCGGGAUACCCCGAAGGACAUGUUGAUGGUUCGGAUAGCUCGAACCAGGAUCCGCGUAAUGAUAUGCCAUAUUUAGUUGAGAAAGUUGAAGCCGGUGCCGACUAUAUUAUAACACAAUUAUUCUUUGAUGUUGACAAAUUUCUUAACUACGAAGCUAUGAUAAGAUCAUAUCCACAAUUAAAGGAUAUAAUUUUAAUUCCAGGUUUAAUGCCUAUCACCACAUACAAAGUAUUCACUAGAGCUACAAAAUUAUCCCAUGCAUCAAUCCCGUUGGAAAUUCAAUCUAGUUUACACUCGUCCAGUUAUGAUGAUGAUCUAGUGAAGAACAUUGGUAUUGACGUUAUUAAUAACAUCAUUAAUAAAAUAGAUUCUAAUACCGAUAACCGUAUUAAAGGAUAUCAUUUCUACUGUCUUAAUUUAGAAAAGGCGGUGGCGUCUAUCAUAAAUGAUUCCGACGUAUUGAAAUCAGUUAUGGACCUACCAGAUGAAACCAACAAUAAUGAAGAUGCAAUUGCAUCAGAUUCAGACGAGGAUCUUCCAGCUGUAACAAUUUCGAAUAGAAGAAGGAAGUCUUCUAUUAUUAAUGAUAACGAAUUGGCAGAUAAAUCAAAUGCACAAAAAAGUCUUGUUGGCAAGGCAUUGAUUGGAGAUAAGAGAACCUUAGUGGAUAUUAGUACCGGUAAAGGUGCGCUAGGUAAAGACGCUACAUGGGAUGAUUUCCCGAAUGGUAGAUUUGGUGAUUCUAAUUCUCCAGCCUAUGGUGAAAUCGAUGGUUACGGCCCAACUUUGAAAAUUUAUUCUCCAGAGGAGGCUAUUCACAAAUGGGGUGCACCAGAAUCAGUCAAUGAAAUUAUUAAGGUAUUUGUCAGCUAUUUAUCCGGAAAAAUUGAUUCAUUACCUUGGGUCGAUGCAGCCUUAUCACCAGAAACAGCUUUAAUCCAAGAGGAAUUAUUUGAAGUAAAUAAUAAAGGAUGGUUUUCAUUGGCCUCACAACCAGCCGUUAAUGGUUGUUUAUCCUCUGAUAAAAUCUUUGGUUGGGGACCAGGCAAUGGUAUCAUUUACCAAAAGGCAUUUAUUGAAAUUUUCAUUCCUAAAGAUACGUGGACUAAUAAAUUAUUACCAGGAUUACAAAAAUAUUUAGAUGAUCAAACAAUUACCUAUUAUUGUGGUGAUGCAGAAGGUCGUCUUACAUCCAACCUAAACAUUGACCAAGAGCAUUACAAUAGCAAAAAUGCCAUUACAUGGGGUGUUUUUCCUCUGAAAGAAGUGUUGCAACCUACAAUAAUUGACCUUGAGUCUUUUAAGGCUUGGAAUGAAGAAGCUUUUAUAUUAUGGCUAGAAUGGGCUAGAUGUUAUAAGAAAACUUCAAAGACAUAUGAAUUAUUGAAUUCUAUUUACAAGGAUUACUAUUUAGUUAGUUUGAUUUCACAUGAUUUUAAAGAUGAAUAUGCUUUAUGGAACAUCUUAUUAGAAAACAAAUGA
Messenger RNA from Debaryomyces hansenii CBS767, 1929 nucleotides. RefSeq names its product methylenetetrahydrofolate reductase (NAD(P)H). Gene Ontology annotation, cellular component: cytosol. Lineage: Eukaryota; Fungi; Ascomycota; Pichiomycetes; Serinales; Debaryomycetaceae. The transcript has a single exon. Bases 1 to 1929 code for a protein of 642 amino acids. Gene Ontology annotation, biological process: tetrahydrofolate interconversion. The record is from RefSeq and is a predicted model, not a curated record. Gene Ontology annotation, molecular function: FAD binding; methylenetetrahydrofolate reductase [NAD(P)H] activity.